CUACCGCCGCCGCCGCCGCCGCCGAGGUGACUGAGGAGAGAGGCGCCUCCUCGCUCCCGCCGCCGCCGGACUUCAAUGCCCAGUCCCCAGCUCGCCAGCAGGUCUAGGCUAAACCAGAAAUUGUCACUAUUCUAGCACCUCUAAGAAAGAAGCUUCACAGCACUGCAGGCUCUGUCCACUUUCACAGUUACCCUGUGGAGUUACCAGAACCCAGGUUUUUCGUUGGGAUAUACGUUGCACAUUUAUGGCGAUUCUGAGCGUGAGGGCAGACUUCUGCCAGGCUCAGCACAGCGUUUUCGCUGACAAGUGAGCUUGGGGGUUCUAUGUGCCAUAAUUAACCUUGCCUUGAAGACUCUGGACACCAAGACUGGCCUCAGAAAUAGUUGGCUUUUUUUUUUUUUUUUUUUAAUUACAAGCAUAUUUCUUUUAAUGACUCCAGUAAAAUUAAGCAUCAAGUAAACAAAAGUGGAAAGCAACCUACACUUUUAACUUGUCUCACUAGUGCCUAAAUGUAGUAAAGGCUACUUAAGUUUUGUAUGUAGUUGGAUUUUUUUGGAGUCCGAAGGUAUCCAUCUGCAGACAUUGAGGCCCAAGUUGAAUUUGGAUUCAAGUGGAUUCUAAAUACUUCUGCUUACCUUGAAGAGAGAAGCUUCUUAAAGAAUAAACAAGUUGAAUAGAGCAAACACUGAUCGAUAGUAGGCAUUUUAGUGGUCUUUUUUAAUGUUUUCUGCUGUGAAACAUUUCAAGAUUUAUUGAUUUUUUUUUUUUUUUUGGUCAUUUCCCCCAUCACACCCAUACACGCACGCUCACACUUUUUAUUUGCCAUAAUGAACCGUCCAGCCCCUGUGGAGAUCUCCUAUGAGAACAUGCGUUUUCUGAUAACUCACAACCCUACCAAUGCUACCCUCAACAAAUUCACAGAGGAACUUAAGAAGUAUGGAGUGACAACUUUGGUUCGAGUUUGUGAUGCUACAUACGAUAAGGCUCCAGUUGAAAAAGAAGGAAUCCACGUUCUAGAUUGGCCGUUUGAUGAUGGAGCGCCACCCCCUAAUCAGAUAGUAGAUGAUUGGCUAAACCUGUUAAAAACCAAAUUUCGUGAAGAGCCAGGUUGCUGUGUUGCAGUGCAUUGUGUUGCAGGAUUGGGAAGGGCACCUGUGCUGGUUGCACUUGCUUUGAUUGAAUGUGGAAUGAAGUAUGAAGACGCAGUUCAGUUUAUAAGACAAAAAAGAAGGGGAGCAUUCAAUUCCAAACAGCUGCUUUACCUGGAGAAAUACCGACCUAAGAUGCGAUUGCGCGUCCGAGACACCAAUGGGCACUGCUGUGUUCAGUAGAAAGAAGUGUAAACAAAGGCUGACUUGAUUGUACAUUUAGAGGGAACUCUUGGUACCUGGAAAUGUGAAUCUGGAAUCUUAACUGUGUCACCAAAGUAGUGAUGGAUUCAAUACUCCUCAACCACUUUCUUAAUGAUUGGAAAAAAGCAAACAAAAAAGAAAUCCCUCUAUAACAUGAAUAAAAUGUUUAAGAAAAGAAAAAGAGAAAGAAAAAAGGGAUUAAUUCAGUGAAGGAUGAUUUUGCUCCUAAUUGUUGGAGUUUGAAUUUCUGCCAGGAUUGAAUUAUAUCAAAAUCUCCUGUCUUUUUUAACUUUUCAAAAUAGGUCUCUAAGGAAAACCAGCAGAACAUUAGCCUGUGCAGAACCAUCUGUUUGGGGAGCACACUUUUCCAUUAUGCUUGGCACAUAGGUCUCCCUAAUGUGGGAUUUCUCUUUCUUUCUUUCUUUCUUUUGUUUGGUGGUGGUGGGUGUAUAUUUUCCCACACUUCUCUUCUUUCCCCAUCCCUCUUUUUUCCCCUAAUACAUGUUAUAGAUGGAAUAGGAGAAGCCCUUGUUGCUGUAGAUGUGUGUGCAGUCUGGCAGCCUUAAGCCCACCUGGGCACUUUUAGAAAAAACAAAACAAAAAAAAACAAAAAAAGAAAAAAAGAAAGAAAAAACACCAAAAAAAAAAAAAAAAGCAGUGGCAUAUAUAUUAUAUGAUCCAGGUGGUUUGUAGUCUUUCCUGAUGAUGGGGUGUUCAUGUUAGUUUCUUUUCUUGAAAACCCUAUUCAACAUUAGGCAAAGUAGCCAAGAGCCUUUUGUUUUGGUUUUUAUUUUGGUAAAUUAGUGGGGAAAUAGCAUUUUAAGAAUAGUCUUUCUUCUCAAAGAACUUGGCUGAGAGUCGAAUUUUUCUCUUUUCCAACCAAUGAAGCUAAGUGGGUAUCCCAGAAACUUCUGUUUUCUGAAGGGGAGCACUCCAGGCCAUCACUAAAGAUGUGUCCAGGCAGAGAGUUAGCACACCUUCUACACUUUCUAGAAUUGUGGGUUUGUAGCAUUACUCUGAUUUUCUGUUAAUGAUCUCAGAGAAUGCUGGUAGUUUAAAAUUUUUAUUUAGGACUUACUUGUACUAUGAAUUUUCAGGAACAGUAAAAGGAAUAACAGCAAAGAUAGGAUAUUUUGGACUUGAGAAAUGCCUGGGAUGUGUACUUUCCAAACCACCCCCUAUAUGUACAGUUCAGUUUAACCACUGAUUGCCUUGUUAUUUUCUUACUAGGUUCUUUUUGGGAUUAAAAAACAAAAUGCUGGUUUAAAACCAGCAAUGCCUAGUGAGUGUGUGUCCACAGGCCAUACAGGGUAGAAGAGAGACAGAAAGCAACCCAAUGAGUAGUGAAGAGAUUGUUGCUAAUGAAAUGGUGUACUGUCAUUUUCACGGAUUCUUUGCCAGGUUCAAUGUGCUGAUCUAGAGAAGCUGUCUUCUCCUUUGCAGAAGGCAGUAGUGACCGGGCUGCAUUGACCAAGCAAGUUGAAGUUCACCAUCCAGGGCUCUUGCACUCGUCAUCUAAAUAUUACUUAGUAAUGCUCUGCUUCUAAGGAUUUGAAUAAAGGCUUAGGGUCAUCUUAUCUUGCUGGAAUUUGCUAUGCAGAGCCACAAACUUCCCGUUUUUUUUAGGAUCAGCUAGGCCAGUAGGAAUGGACUGGGACCUUGUCUCACACUGAUGAUACCUCAGAUGUUGGCUGGCUAUGUGAACUGCCUAUUUCCUAUGCCGGAGUUGUUUUGAUUUUUAACUAAAUGAAUAUCUGUAGAUUCUCUCCUCUCCCAUCCCAGAAAAUAAAACAAAAUAAUGCUUUUGAAACUUUUUAGAAUUUUAAAGUGAAAAAUGAUGGUACUCUCCAAAAUUCUUUGUUUUAGAACCUGACAAUAGAUUCCUUUACAUAGGUUCAAGAUCAAAAUAGCAUCCCUCUAAACUCAGACUGUCUAUUGACUUCAAGGGUUUUGAUCAAUACAGUAACAAACUUUUUCCCUUUAACAUGCUCUGAUUUUUGUUUGUGGGGAGUGUGUGUGUGUGUGUAUGUGUGUGUAUAUGUGUGUGCAGUGUCCAGCAGUAUCAGUGCCUGCCUGAGAUAGGAAAAUUACAUUCCUGGUUCUGUAUGAGAAGGGUGUAUAAAGCGACAAGAAACAUUAUCCCUCAUUUUGUUUUAAAUUACAUACUAAUGUUAAUUGUUCUCAGAACUGGAUUUUCUUCCUCAAAAUUAAAAGUUUUUUUUUCUUUUGGAUUUAAUGAAGUAUUGCUAGCUGAAGCCAGUUUGACAUGGUGAGAGAGAUGUCAGACUGAUGAAAGGUAUGCAGCCUGAUUUAAAACCAAACCCCGAACCCUUUUAAAGAACAAUAAAACUUAUUUUACAUGC
Mustela erminea (ermine) is the source of this 3715-nucleotide messenger RNA. RefSeq names its product protein tyrosine phosphatase 4A2 (gene PTP4A2). NCBI's taxonomy places the organism in Eukaryota, Metazoa, Chordata, Mammalia, Carnivora, Mustelidae. The coding region runs from base 828 to 1331 and encodes 167 amino acids. The transcript is spliced from 7 exons. Gene Ontology annotation, cellular component: nucleus. Gene Ontology annotation, molecular function: protein tyrosine phosphatase activity. Gene Ontology annotation, biological process: protein dephosphorylation; positive regulation of cell migration. The record is from RefSeq and is a predicted model, not a curated record.